AAAGAAAAAGAAAAAGAAAACGGACUUUUGCUCUGGCUUUCCUUCUCCUCUUCUUGGCCGUGGUUUGUCCUCAUGGAUGAGGUGUUGGGACAGAGGCAUUCCACCACCCCUCUGUCCUAAUUGCCUCCAUCCCUGAGGACACACCAAGGCCAAGUACUCAUGCCCUCUCCCUGGAUGCUUGCAUGCCGUAGAGGAAAUCAAUCAUGGCAGCUAACACAUUUCAGCAGUAAAUGUGUCACUGUCUUCAGUCAGUGAGGGCAGAGAACCACAGUCAGCUAUAGAGUGGAAGAGCAGCUGGAGGUAGAGACUGCUUUUGAGGGUUAAGACUUGGUUUUAGGGUACAGGUUACAGUUAGGUUAAGUUUAGGGUAAGGGGCUAGGGAAAGCAAUAUGUCAAUGACUGUGGGAUUAUGAGACGUGUGUGCGUGCGUGUGUGUGUGUGUGUCUAAAACCCCUAGGUCGGCUAUGAAGCUGUUUCCUGUCCCUCCAAUAUUUUGGUCCAGUUUGCUGGUUUUGUGGGCCUCACAAAGUGGGACGCACGCCAGCAAUCCAGAUAUCUGUCAGGAGAACAUGGAAAUUGAUGAACUCAAUGCACAGAGUUCAGUGGAGGGGAAUUAUAUAAUGAAGACUGCGGUGGAAGGUAACUUCCUCUGCGCCCUUUACCCAACAAAUACACUCAACUGCUCCUGGUCAUUCCACACUUUACAGAAGAAUGCUCAGCUCUUUGUCUAUAUCAGUGUUUGUGACGGUGAAAGGACAGUUCCCCCCCCCUCUCACAAUUCGUCUGAGGAAAGAGUCGGAUCAAGGUCUUUGACUCUAAGCGACUAUCAGUCGUUUCAUGUAAACAUCAACUUUCACAUAACCCUACACGACAAGUGGACAGACUACACCUUCAGAUACGACGAGCACAUGCUAGAGGUCCUGGCUCCACCCGAAAAAAUCUCUGCAUCAGUCAAAGAUGGAAGCCUGUUGGUGACCUGGGGUCUGCCCCACAGUCGAGAAUACUCCAACCCCUCAUGUUUUGAAUACCAGCUGGACAUAGGUGACCAGGAAAGACCCAAGAACUUGACCGGCCAGUCUUAUAAAGAGCCAAAUGCAGAUCCCUCCCGCACCUACAGAGUGAGGAUAAGGGCGAGAAGGAAAUACGAAUGCCAAUUAUCUCCUCAAUGGAGCGACUGGAGUCACACCGUCAUGGUGGAACAGUCAGGUUACAAACUCAACACUCUGGUGAUCAUCUCGAUUUCCCUUGGAAUACCCAUGAUCCUCCUGGCUGUGCUGCUGAUGGUGCGCCAUCAGAGGGUGACUAAGGUUCUGUUUCCUCCGAUUCCACGGCCCCCACCAAAGUACAAAUGUUUCCUUGAAAAAAAUGACACAUUGAAUUUCUUCCAUCCUGGCCUGUCAGCUGAGCCUGAGGCGGAGAUCACAGAGGUGGAGGACACAGAGCAAAACCCGGGAAAGACAUUUUAAAAACAAUAUGGGAAGGACACAUUCAAAUUGAAUUUGCGGCUCUGUGUCGCUCAUGUCUUAAGUUUUGUGACACUUUAAUAAAUUUGAGUACAUGUAAAAGUAUACCAGUAUGACAGCAAAACACUGAACCCUGUUUUGCCUUUUAACAUGCAUAUGACAGCAAUACUUCAAUUAUUUUAGAAAUACGCUGAAUCACUUUCUUGCUGAGAGUUAGAUGAGACACUCUAUACCACUCUCAUGUCUGCACAGUAAAUUGAAGUUCACAGCCAGCAGCUGGUUAGCUUAGCAUAAAGACUGGAAGCAGGGGGAAACAACUAGCAUGGCUCUGUCAGUAACGUAACAAAAAUCACCCACCAGCACCUCUAAAGCUCAAACAUUAAUUGACACUUUUGUUAAAUCUAUACAAAAACUGAAGCAUAAAGAUGACAUUCUCCAUUUUACAGGGGGUUAUGUCCCGGGCUAUUUCUUGGCUCUGAGCAGAAACUCCAUUAAGUUAGUGGUUGUGGCCAAGAAAUAUUUUGGGAUAAAAUUAUCCAUAAAAAAGUGAAUUGUCGCUUUUAUACUGCUUGUACUGAUUAAACAAAUAUGAUGUCUUAAUUACUGUAGUGAGAUUUAGAGUUGCUGGUAGGUGGAUUUCGUUACCUUUGGACAGAUUCAAGCUAGCUGUUUCCCCCAUUUUUCAGUUGUCUUUAUGCUAAGCUAAGCUAACCCGCUGCAGGCUGUGGCCCUAUAUUUAACGGACAGACAAGAGUGGUAUCAGGCUUCUCAUGUAACACUCUGCCAGAAAGGGAAUAAACAUAUUUCCUAAAAUGUUGAACUGUUUCUUUAAAGGUCUACACUUCCCUCAGAUCUAACAAUUGCAGAUAAAGGAAGAGUCAAUAGUGGACUCCAUUUUAAAAUCUGCCAAAGAAAUCAAGUGAUCCAACUUCAGUUCCUGUUGCAGAGAUCCUGCAUUCUGACGGACAUAGAGAGCCAACCUACACUCUUGUACAAGUCACAGUAAUGAGUUCUAAAGCCUUCUCCUAAUAUGAAUCUCAGAGCACUUUGAUAAAAAAAAAAAUUGAAAGAGAGAAGUGCAGAUGUUGUCGCUUGCAUAUAAAUAAUACUACAAUAGUGCGGUAGGGGUGCGAUUGUAGACUGAACUACUUGCUGCCAAACUGAACGAGAGAGAAAAAUGUGUGUAUAAAAAGUUUUUUUUAGUUUUUACUUUUUUCGAACGAGGUCUGUGGUCGAAUAGUCUUUAUGCUUAGGAAGGUUCCUAACUGAGUGAAAUGACCUGGAAGUAUUUAAGUGGCAGCCAUGAUAAGAUUUGUCCGAAUUUGGUCAUGUCUAGAUGGUAACCCUGGAUUUGCAAAACUCUCAUAAGAUUUGUACGUGUUGUUUCUUCAUUGUGCAUGUUCCUAAACCUAACCAAGUAGUUUUGUUGCCUAAACCUUGUGAGGGUUUCUACAAAUCCAGAGUUACCAUCUAGACAGGACCACUGAAUUCUCUAAAUGCUAAGGAAAGGUGCUUCAAUGCUAGCUUUCUAAUAAUGCUGUCACACAAUUCCUUGCGGCAGCAAUAUUUAAAGUGAUGCGCCAUUGUAGUUUCUCCACGGGAGACUCACAUAAAUGUAGAAACAACAGAGCACCUAUUUUAUGCUUGUGACAGGAUCCAAAACUUAUGGAAAUCCUUGCAUGAUUGGCUGAGCUCCAAAUAUAGAUCAUAAAUAUAGAUCUCUUCUCUUUCAAAUCGAUCCAGUUAGGAGUAAUCUUGAAAAACAAGCAUAAUGAAUUUCUAGGUAACAAUAUCAUCAUAACAAAAUACUAUAUACAUAAAUGUUGUUUCGCUAAAUCCCCAUUGUGGAAUGCGAAAAAAAAAUACUAAAAAAUGAAUUUUCUCUACUUAACAAAGACGGUGUAGUCCCUCAUUCGUCCAGGAGUGUUCUAUCGUAGAAAAGGUUUCAGUCGUAGUCAUCUGGACGUUUUCAGAAUCAAGACGUUUCGGCUCCCAUCCGGAAGUCAUUCUCAAUUGUGAAAAAAUGGGAUGGGAACUAGAAGUAGGUAGAGAUAGUUGCAGCCAGAAAACAAUAGGCCUGAUUACUGAUUACUGGGCCAUCUUGGAAACAAUUAGGUCAGUUUCAGGUGAAACUAGCUAUUAACAGAUACUCAGGAAGACUCCUUCCUGAGGGCAGGGCUUAUGUAACACAGAGUAGCUUAAAUUUCUAGUUCCCGUCCCAUUUUUUCACAAUUGAGAAUGCUGAAAACAGUGUCCAGAUGACUACGACUGAAACCUUUUCUACGAUCUACUUAACAAAUGUAUAAAAAUGGUCAAAAGCGACCAUGCCAGGAAACUCUGUAUACUUAUGUCUGAAUAUAAUUUACUCUGGCCCCUUGCUCAAUUCCUCAUUUCUAAUUAAUUAUCAUCAUAAUGGCUCAACCUUCUCUACUUGUAUAUUAAUUUUAUGUUAUUAUUUCAACAUUUCCAUCCUGUUUGCUUUGUUUUUGUCUUUAUUUUCAACACUAUCUAUUUUGUUGUUACUUCCUGUAAGUAAUUGAUGGUUAAAUGUACCCUAUGUAUAAACUUAAAACAUCCUUUCUUAGUAGGUGUGAUUCUGUUUUGGACAGGAAACCUUACUCGAAUUAGGCAGCUUUGAGUUUGUCACUGUAAUUAUGUGCUAUAAAUAAAGUUGAUUUAAAAGCCUA
Messenger RNA from Siniperca chuatsi (mandarin fish), 4150 nucleotides. Its product is annotated as granulocyte-macrophage colony-stimulating factor receptor subunit alpha-like. Gene Ontology annotation, molecular function: cytokine receptor activity; protein binding. The coding region runs from base 465 to 1466 and encodes 333 amino acids. NCBI's taxonomy places the organism in Eukaryota, Metazoa, Chordata, Actinopteri, Centrarchiformes, Sinipercidae. The transcript is spliced from 12 exons. Gene Ontology annotation, biological process: cytokine-mediated signaling pathway. The record is from RefSeq and is a predicted model, not a curated record. Gene Ontology annotation, cellular component: external side of plasma membrane.